This is a messenger RNA of Phycodurus eques (leafy seadragon), 903 nucleotides long. RefSeq names its product dorsal root ganglia homeobox (gene drgx). The coding region runs from base 1 to 903 and encodes 300 amino acids. NCBI's taxonomy places the organism in Eukaryota, Metazoa, Chordata, Actinopteri, Syngnathiformes, Syngnathidae. Gene Ontology annotation, molecular function: RNA polymerase II transcription regulatory region sequence-specific DNA binding; DNA-binding transcription factor activity, RNA polymerase II-specific. The record is from RefSeq and is a predicted model, not a curated record. Gene Ontology annotation, biological process: regulation of transcription by RNA polymerase II. The transcript is spliced from 6 exons.
AUGUUCUACUUCCACUGUCCUCCGCAAUUGGAUGCUGAGUGCUGUCGCUCCAACACACUGAAUUCGAGCACUUUUUCCAACCACGCCCCAGCUGACUUCGACGAUGGCUUCUUGCGGAGGAAACAGCGGAGGAACAGGACCACGUUCACGCUGCAACAGCUGGAAGCCUUGGAGGCGGUGUUCGCGCAGACUCACUACCCGGACGUGUUCACGCGCGAGGAGCUGGCCAUGAAGAUCAACUUGACAGAGGCCAGGGUUCAGGUUUGGUUUCAGAACCGCAGGGCCAAGUGGAGGAAGACAGAGCGAGGCAGCACAGACUCAGAAGGAGGAAAAGAGCAGAUGAGCGAGGGCGCUCCUCCGGUGCGCAGCAUCAACUCUCAGUUGCCCGUGGAGCCCAGCAGGAAACACAAAGAACCGCUGGACAUGCAGCAGAGUAUGAACAGGCCAGUGGGGCCCGGUGGUCCCUUCUUCCCAUCGUGUCUACCGGGGACCCUCCUCAACUCGGCCACCUAUGCUCAGGCCCUCUCUCAGGUGGCCACUUUGAAAGGUAACGCUUUGUGUUCCUGCUGCGUUUCGGACCCCAUGGGCUUGUCUUUCCUGCCCCCCUACGGUUGCCAGGGCAACCGCACAGCCAGCGUGGCCGCCCUACGCAUGAAGGCCCGCGAGCACUCUGAGGCCGUUCUGCAGUCGGCCAACCUGCUCGGCGCCGCCGCCUCGUCCGGGCCCGGGGUCGUGACCGGGGGGGGCAUGGCGAGGCCCCCCACGGGCGCUCCGGUGCAAGCGGAAGUGACCGGGACAAGAGCCGGGGACGCCUCCAGCCCCAACCUGACCUCCAAGGUGCUGGGGGGCACCCCUGACAAGCACCCGCACUGCUCCAACAAGGAAGCCGUGGAGAAGAAGUGA